Molecule: messenger RNA, 7810 nt
Organism: Manis javanica (Malayan pangolin)
Lineage: Eukaryota; Metazoa; Chordata; Mammalia; Pholidota; Manidae
Gene: COL27A1
Product: collagen type XXVII alpha 1 chain
Cellular component (GO): extracellular matrix
Molecular function (GO): extracellular matrix structural constituent
Source: RefSeq, a predicted model, not a curated record
GGGAGGAGAGGUGGAGAGCCACGGCGGGCCGAGACUUUAAAUCGCCUUCAUUUCCCCCAAAUCCUUCCUUUCCUCUCCUCCCCCAGGCCGGCGGGGAGGCAGCUUCCACCGCCCUCUGCGCGCCCUCUCUCGGCCCCGCUCUGCCUCCGGGGACCGCCAGCAGCCCGCUUCCAAAAGUUUGAUCAUCUCUCCUUUCUCCCCCUGCUUCUUCGUCCUUUUCGGUGGAAGCAGAAGAGCGAGGCAGGGGCGAGCGCGGCGCCGGACUCCUGGGACCAUGGGCCCGGUGCGGGGGCCCGCGGGGCCCCAGCCGCGCUGCCUGCCUGCUCUGGCGCCCCGAGGCGCCGGGCUGCGCUGCGGGAACGGGGGCCGCGCGCUCUGAGCCGGCCUGGAGAGGCGGCGCGGGGGGCUGGCGGCCCCAUGGGGCGCGCCCACUCUUGCCCCCCGGGCUCGGGAGCAUGAAGUAGGGGCCCGCCAUGGGAGCGGGAUCGGCGCGGGGGGCCCGAGGCACAGCGGCGGCGGUGGCGGCGCGCCGGGGGGGGUUUCUCUUCACCUGGAUCUUAGUCUCAUUUGCCUGUCACCUGGCCUUCACCCAAGGAGCUCCUGAAGAUGUGGACGUUCUCCAGCGGCUGGGCCUUAGCUGGACAAAGGCAGUGGGCGACCGGAGCCCCCCUCCACCCCCAGGAGUCAUUCCAUUCCAGUCGGGCUUCAUCUUUACGCAGCAUGCCCGGCUCCAGGCCCCUUUGGCCACCAUCAUUCCUGCCGCCCUGGGCACAGAGCUGGCGCUAGUGCUGAGCCUCUGCUCCCACCGCGUGAACCAUGCCUUCCUCUUCGCCGUCCGCAGCCGGAAACACAAGCUGCAGCUGGGCCUGCAGUUCCUCCCUGGCAAGACAGUGGUUCACCUGGGGCGUCGGCGCUCUGUGGCCUUCGACUUAGACGUGCAUGACGGCCGCUGGCACCACCUAGCCCUGGAGCUCCAUGGCCGCACAGUUACCCUGGUGACAGCCUGUGGGCAGCGCCGGGUGCCUGCCCCUCUGGCUUUCCACAGGGACCCAGCACUUGACCCCGAGGGCUCCUUUCUCUUUGGGAAGAUGAGCCUCCACGCGGUCCAGUUUGAAGGUGCCCUGUGCCAGUUCAGUAUCUACCCUGUGGCGCAGGUUGCUCACAAUUACUGUACCCUCCUGAAAAAGCAGUGUGGACAGGCUGACACAUACCGGCCCCAGCUGGGACCCCUCCCCCACCGCGACUCUGGCACACUCUUCACCUUCCAGACCAACCUUGCCCUGCUAGGCCUGGAGAACCUGACCACUGUCAUGCCAGCCCUGGGGUCACGGCCAGCAGACAGGGGGCCCAAGGUGACUGUGGUGGCCACCACACCUGCCAAGCCCCUAAGGACUAGCUCCACAGACCCUCACCAGCGUGUCACAGCGGGGGCCCUAGCUGCCAAGCAGCCAACCAGUGACGUGCUUCCUCCCAUACCCCCAGCCUCUCCUGUCGGCUCCACCACACCUGUCCAGCCAUUGUGGAAGAGCGCAGCCACCAAAAUCCCCAAAAGUCACCCAACCAGGCCUUCAGCCCCUUCUUCACUUGCCCCUGUCAAAAGCUCCCACCCCACCCAGACGGCAACUCAGCCUUCCUUCACAAAGUCAGCCCCAGCCACCGAGAAGCCAGUGCCACCCACUUCCCACCCAGCUCCUGCCAGAUUCUCCCGUCCCCUAGUGAAGUCGAUCCAGAGGAGCCCUGUUAUGCCCAGACCACCACUACCCAGCACCCAGCCCCUACCUCCUGCCGCUGAACCCUUUAAAAAGCCCUCUGCCUCAGUUGUCCAUGCUGAGGUCAAGAUAAGCAGUCGUGCCUUUGAGCCAGCUGCUGCCCGCACCAGUGCACACAGAUCUUCCCAACCCACUGUUUUGCCCACAUCACUUGCCCCCAGGCCUGGGUCUACCAGGACUGCUCGGCCACUGGCCACAGCAAUGCCUCCCACCCUCACUCCUGGUUCAGCCCCUGCUGGAAGAAAGAAGUCCACUGGAUCAGAAGCCAAAAAGAAAACGAGGUCCAAGAGCAGGCGCCAGAAGCCCGGCCCCCUCAAAUCCGGGAAAGCAGCCAGGGAUGUCCUGUUGAACGAUCCGACAACUGGGCCCAGCUCCAGACAGCCCUGGCCUGGCCAGCUGACCACCCCAGCCCCGGCAUUGGCCCCAGCGCGAUUGCUGUCCUCCAGCCCCUGGCCCACAAGCAGUGGCUAUUCAUUCUUCCACCUGGCAGGACCUACGCCUUUCCCGCUGCUGAUGGGACCUCCAGGGCCCAAGGGAGACUGUGGUUUGCCGGGUUCCCCUGGGCUUCCUGGGCUUCCUGGACCCCCUGGUGCACGGGGGCGUCGGGGUCCACCUGGGCCUUAUGGAAAUCCAGGCCUCCCAGGCCCUCCUGGAGCCAAAGGACAGAAAGGGGACCCAGGGCUCUCACCAGGGAAGGCCCACGAUGGGGCAAAGGGUGACAUGGGCUUACCUGGGCUCUCUGGGAAUCCAGGACCUCUUGGACGAAAGGGACACAAGGGCUAUCCUGGACCAGCGGGGCACCCCGGAGAACAGGGGCAGGCAGGACCUGAGGGCAGCCCAGGGGCCAAAGGUUACCCUGGCAGGCAGGGGUUACCUGGACCAGUAGGAGACCCUGGCCCCAAAGGCAGCCGGGGCUACAUUGGACUCCCAGGACUCUUCGGCCUGCCAGGGUCUGAUGGGGAGCGAGGUCUUCCUGGCGUUCCUGGCAAGAGGGGCAAGAUGGGUAGGCCGGGGUUUCCGGGAGACUUUGGAGAAAGAGGCCCUCCUGGACUGGAUGGAAACCCCGGAGAACUGGGUCUGCCAGGACCCCCAGGAGUCCCCGGCCUCAUUGGCGACAUGGGAGUGUUGGGUCCUAUUGGUUACCCAGGACCCAAAGGCAUGAAGGGACUGAUGGGCAACGUGGGGGAACCCGGACUGAAAGGUGAUAAGGGUGAACAAGGGGUUCCGGGUGUGUCGGGAGAUACCGGAUUCCAAGGAGACAAGGGGAGCCAGGGAUUGCCAGGGUUUCCAGGUGCACGGGGAAAGCCAGGGCCCCUGGGCAAAGUUGGAGACAAAGGAUCCCUUGGGUUUCCUGGCCCCCCUGGGCCCGAGGGAUUCCCUGGAGACAUUGGCCCCCCUGGGGACAACGGCCCAGAAGGCAUGAAGGGUAAGCCUGGAGCCCGAGGCCUGCCGGGACCCCGUGGGCAGCUGGGCCCUGAGGGAGAUGAGGGACCCAUGGGGCCACCAGGGGCCCCUGGCUUAGAGGGUCAACCUGGCAGGAAGGGGUUUCCUGGGAGGCCUGGUCCGGAUGGCUUGAAGGGGGAGCCAGGCAAUCCUGGAAGGCCCGGGCCGGUGGGUGAGCAGGGACUUCUGGGAUUCAUUGGUCUGGUUGGGGAGCCAGGAAUCAUGGGAGAAAAGGGUGACCGGGGCAUGAUGGGCCCCCCAGGCAUGCCUGGCCCCAAGGGGGCGAUGGGUCAUCCUGGAACUCCAGGUGGCGUUGGGACCCCCGGAGAGCCUGGACCCCCGGGUCCUCCAGGAUCUCGAGGCUCACCAGGCAUGAGGGGUGCAAAGGGACGCUGGGGCCCCCGAGGACCAGAUGGACCAGCUGGGGAGCAGGGGUCCAAGGGCCAGAAGGGCCCUCCAGGACCACAGGGCAGACCUGGCCAGCCUGGGCAGCAGGGUGCAGCUGGCGAGCGAGGGCACGCGGGUUUGCGAGGCUUUCCUGGUAUCCCGGGUCCCUCAGGCCCCCCAGGCACCAAGGGCCUCCCAGGAGAACCGGGCCCUCAGGGACCCCAGGGGCCAAUGGGCCCUCCAGGAGAGAUGGGACCCAAGGGGCCGCCAGGUGCAGUAGGAGAACCAGGCCUUCCUGGGGAAGCUGGGAUGAAGGGUGACCUUGGGCCUCUGGGUACCCCUGGGGAGCAGGGCCUCAUUGGGCAGCGGGGAGAGCCAGGCCUUGAGGGUGACAGUGGCCCUGCAGGGCCUGAUGGGCUUCAGGGGGACAGGGGUGACCCUGGGCCUGACGGUGAACGUGGCGAGAAGGGUCAGGAGGGACUGAUGGGUGAAGAUGGGCCUCCUGGCACCCCUGGCAUCCCUGGCGUCCGGGGGCCUGAAGGAAAACCUGGGAAGCAAGGCGAGAAGGGCCGGACUGGUGCCAAGGGUGCUAAGGGUUACCAAGGACAGCUGGGUGAGAUGGGCGACCCCGGAGACACCGGACCCCCUGGUAACCCAGGCCCCAAAGGGUCCCGGGGCAGCAUGGGAUCAACGGGUGCUCCAGGCCGGAUGGGGGCCCAAGGAGAACCGGGACUGGCUGGUUAUAACGGACACAAAGGCACCGUGGGACCCCUCGGACCUCCUGGACCAAAGGGCGAAAAGGGGGAGCAGGGCGAGGAUGGCCAGUCUGAGGGGCCCCCCGGGCCACCUGGAGAUCGAGGCCCUGUGGGUGACCGAGGUGACCGUGGAGAACCAGGGGACCCUGGAUACCCUGGACAGGAGGGUGUACAAGGCCUGCGUGGGAAUCCCGGCCAGCAGGGCCAACCCGGGCAUCCGGGACCCCGGGGGCGGCCGGGACCCAAAGGAUCGAAAGGGGAAGAGGGACCAAAGGGAAAGCAAGGCAAGGCUGGGGCCCCAGGACGGAGGGGGACCCAGGGCCUGCAGGGGCUGCCGGGACCUCGGGGUGUGGUAGGGAGACAGGGCCCUGAGGGUGUCUCUGGACCAGAUGGGCUUCCUGGCAGGGAUGGUCAAGCAGGACUGCAGGGGGAGCAGGGAGACGAUGGGGACCCUGGCCCCAUGGGCCCUGCUGGGAAGAGAGGAAAUCCAGGUGUGGCAGGCUUGCCUGGAGCACAGGGGCCACCAGGAUUCAAGGGUGAAAGUGGGUUACCAGGGCAACUGGGUGCCCCUGGCAAACGAGGAACAGAGGGCGGAACAGGGCUUCCCGGGAACCAGGGGGAGCCUGGAUCCAAAGGCCAGCCGGGUGACCCUGGUGAAAUGGGCUUCCCAGGAAUGGCUGGCCUCUUUGGACCCAAGGGCCCCCCGGGAGACAUCGGCUUCAAAGGCAUCCAGGGCCCUCGGGGGCCUCCAGGCUUAAUGGGAAAUGAAGGCAUCAUCGGGCCCCUCGGAAUCCUGGGACCUUCGGGACGCCUGGGUCCAAAGGGCAACAAAGGCAGCCGAGGGGACUUGGGAUUGCAAGGUCCGAGGGGCCCUCCUGGUCCCAGAGGACAGCCCGGCCCACCGGGUCCUCUGGGGAGCCCUGUUCACUUUCAACAAGAUGACCUUGGGGCAGCUUUUCAGACAUGGAUGGACACUAAUGGAGCACUGAGAACAGAGGGUUACAGCCAUCCGGACCGGCUGGUGCUAGACCAGGGAGGGGAGAUCUUUAAAACCUUACACUACCUCAGCAACCUCAUCCAGAGCAUUAAGACGCCCCUGGGCACCAAAGAGAACCCCGCCCGGGUCUGCCGGGACCUCAUGGACUGUGAGCAGAAGAUGAUGGAUGGUACCUACUGGGUAGAUCCGAACCUCGGCUGCUCGUCUGACACCAUCGAAGUCUCCUGCAACUUCACGCAUGGUGGGCAGACAUGCCUCAAGCCCAUCACGACCUCUAAGGUUGAGUUUGCCAUCAGCCGGGUCCAGAUGAAUUUUCUGCACCUGCUAAGCUCUGAGGUGACACAGCAUAUCACCAUCCACUGCCUUAACAUGACUGUGUGGCAGGAGGGCACCAGGCAGACCCCAGCCAAGCAGGCUGUGCGCUUCCGGGCCUGGAAUGGGCAGAUCUUUGAAGCUGGGGGUCAGUUCAGACCGGAAGUGUCAAUGGAUGGCUGCAAGGUCCAGGAUGGCCACUGGCAUCAGACACUCUUCACCUUCCGGACCCAGGACCCCCAGCAGCUGCCCAUUGUCGGUGUGGACAACCUCCCUCCUGCCUCAUCAGGAAAGCAGUACCGCCUGGAAGUUGGACCUGCAUGCUUCCUCUGACCUCUGACCUCCUGGCUCCUCUAGGCCUCCAGGGGAAGGGAAGAGGAGGAGGCGGCAAAGGGAGGGUCCCUAGGGGCAGGUAGGCUCAGGAGAGGCAGCUCACCUGCCCAGUGAUCCCUGGGCAGGCCCUAGCCGUUGUCUGCUCAGUAAAAGUGGCUGAGGGGGCAGGGUAGCAGGGAACAGGGUGUCUGUGACAACAGCUGAUCCCAGCUUAGCCCGAAAGACCAACCAAAGAGCCAGCUGGAGCAAGCUGGGCCUGCAACCCGCCUGAGCCCCGCAGCCUAACUCCCAGCUCUGCGGCCACCCCCUUCCCUCUCCAGCUUCCUGCGCAGAGAGCCCCAUGUUCCAGUCAGCUUGAGGGGAGGGGGCAUCUCAUCAGCUGGUCCCUGCCAGGGGGCUUUGAUGUGCAAUAUUAGAGAGGAAACAUGAAAAAAGGAGAAAAGUGAAAGAAGAAGUAUAUAUAUUUUAUUUAAACACAAAGAAGGUGCAUUACUAUGUUUUUCACCUGGGAAGAGGUGAGAGGGUGAGAAAGAGCAGCCAGGGGGUGGGAAGCGACAGAGCCAAGAGGGAGAAGCGAGAUCCUUGGGGCUGGGGGUGCCCACGUUUGCUACCUCCCACUGUGAAAUCGCUGGUGCUCGCAGUUGUCUCAUAGCGUAUGUGAUUCUUAAGGGAAGAAAAAAAGCCUAUUUAAGAUUCGGAAGGUGCUACCAUUUUUACCACAGACUUUGAAGAACCUUUCUUGAUGUGGGGUAUCGUCCACAUUUUCUCCCAACGAUGAAGUUUGGGGAAUUUUUUAAUUUUCCUAGUAUCACCCUGUGCUCAUCAGGUAAUCUAUGAAAGGGGGAGCAGGGGAGAAAAAAACGCAAAGAAAAAAAACAAAAAACAACAGAAAAAAACACCUACCGGAAACAGAAAGAUUUACCUUUUAACUUAUGGACAUUGACAUGUGUGUCCUCUUAAGGCAGGGGGAGGCCUGAGCGUGAAGGGUUUUGACUGGGCCUUUCGUGGUCCUAGGAGGGCAGUUAGCCUUGUCUUGGGGGUGGUGGUGUUCGAUCUAGACUGUAGCGUCCUGGAAGAAGCCUUGACCCUGAAGAAACCAGGACCAGAGCAGUGCUGAGUCAAGGCUGGCCUUGGAGGUGGGAGGUGGAGUGUAAAUAGGAAGCGGCUCAUAAAGCCACGUACCAGCCCGAAGGUCCUUCCCUCCGGGAGCAUGUCCUUCCAAGCGUCGGGCGUCCCUUGCUUGUUCAUUGUCUUUACAUCUGGAGAAACUCAGUGUCAUUAGCUCCAAGUAUAAAUGUGGGCUGAGGAAAAGGAAGAAUUAUGGGAAUCUCAGCAUGGUAGAGGGAUAUUCAGUGAAAUCUGAAUUGUCCUAUAUCAGAGAACAGUCAACACCCAGGUUGGAUUUUGAGGUAAACUAUGGAGUUAUUUUUAUAAAGGGGAAAUUUUAUGUGAAAGUCUAUUUGUGUCUUAUUUUCUUCCCCCCUAAAAUUGUGUCUCUUUGGGAAUUGGCUUUGAUUUUCAUUAUUUAAUACCUCACUCCGGCCCACCCUCCCCCCCAGCCACUUCCUCUGUCCCCGCCCUCCGGCCCAGCCCCGGCCCUCCCCGUGGAAGUGCAUGUUUGUAGCAGCUCGGGCCUCAUCUCAGUGCUAGGUUUCCGUACACUGCCAGUCUCCACCUGGUCUCUGUCUUUCUUGUUCUUCGUUUCUUUCUCCUGUCCUUGUUUUUUGUCUCUGUCCACAUGUCAGUGUGUUAAAACCCCAGUGGGUUUCGUUUCUCCUUUUCACUUCUGGAUUUUAAUAAAUAUUUAAAACUGA